This is a messenger RNA of Sphaerodactylus townsendi, 1712 nucleotides long. It is a transcript of the gene FLT3LG, whose product is annotated as fms related receptor tyrosine kinase 3 ligand. The transcript is spliced from 9 exons. Gene Ontology annotation, molecular function: receptor tyrosine kinase binding; cytokine activity. Gene Ontology annotation, biological process: positive regulation of cell population proliferation. NCBI's taxonomy places the organism in Eukaryota, Metazoa, Chordata, Lepidosauria, Squamata, Sphaerodactylidae. The record is from RefSeq and is a predicted model, not a curated record. Bases 365 to 1042 code for a protein of 225 amino acids. Gene Ontology annotation, cellular component: cell surface; membrane.
CCUCUCCGCUCACCGCAGCACUUUCGAUUUCGCAGCCCCGCGCCUGAUAAAUCGGGGCUGCGAGAGGUUUCCAGCGAGUCGGGGCCGCCGCCUGCCCGCGGUAGCAAGCAGAGGGGCAGCAGCUGCCCUCGCCGGCUCAGAGGGGAGGGACUCCCCCGCCCCGAGCCCAUGAAGGAUCCUUCGGAUUUGGGAUCACGGUCAACCGGCCACGAUUCUUGCUCCUCUGGCUGAGAAGCCACAGAUGACACGCGAAGACCAGCAGAUGACCCAGGAAAAGUUUAGAAACUCAGAAAUGCAUAAAAUCUCCCCCUCUUUUUAGAGGGGCAAUCCUCAGCAUGCUGGCCAUCUAUCAAGCUGCGAGGAGAUGAUUCGGUAUCAUGGGAUCCCAGAUGCUUCUGUGGUCUCCCUCCUUCUGCUCUUGUGUUUCACCCACUCUGGGUUCGGCGAAAACUGCAUCUUUACGGAAGAACUUCUACCUACAACUUCUAUUUCGAGUACCAUCAAAAAACUGAAAGGACUCUUGCUCUUGGAUUACCCUGUGUCGCUGCCCUCCAACCUGAAAUCAGAUGAGCUGUGUUUCGAACUCUGGCAACUUCAUUUCAUCUCCAGGGAGCUAAACCGCAUGCUUCAGGUGGCUGGGUCUGAACUCCGUAAAAACAUCUCCGAGUUAGAAACGCGGAUGAAUUUGGAGGACUUGUUCGAAGACUGUAAAAUAGAAAGUGAUUGCGUGGACUUUGAGAGGUCAAACAUCUCCGUGUUCUUCGAUUCCAUUCCUAAAAUCUUCAGAGCAGUGAGAGACAAAAUGGAAGAUCUUCCCAAAGACUUCAGCAGUUGCACCCCUAUCAGGUGCCAACCAGAUUCUCUUAGCACUCCGUACGUCAGCUACUCUUCUCAAAUGCUGAACACCAUCGAGGCGUCCAAAGCAGCCAACCACCAAAGACACCACUGGCUUCUGAUUCCGAUUUCAUUGUUGGUCUAUCUUUUCAUCAGCGUGAAAUGUUCAAGCCGGAGCACAUUCCAGCCACAGCCGCUUCAAGUAUGAGCGAAUUGAAGGGAUGAUCUGGUCCCAAAGUUGAGAAGGACAACGUCCUUCCAGUUAUGCACCUUCAACAGCAAGUUGCUUCCUGCUCUUCCUGUCCUUGCUGCUGGAUUGAAUUUGCAGACUUCAGAGACCACAUUUUGAGGAUUUCCAUUUUAAAAAUCCCUCCUGUGGGCAUGUUUUCCUAGGUGGGACAAUUCUACAGUCGUCCUUUUCAUUUUUUUACUAUCAGACAGUUGAAAUUCAGCAGAAUUCUUCCUGUUGGAACUCCGCUUUUGUGCGUGUACGUGUUUGUGUUCACGCGUGGGUGCACGCGUUAAGUGAUGUAAAAAUGGUAUAAACUAUUUAAAAGUGUAAAAAUGCCAUAUAAGCUGGAACAAACUGGGAACUUCUGGUAACAAGCAAAGGAAAAACAGAAAAGCCUUAUGAUGACAAAGCACAAGAACAAAAAAAGGUCCAACAUUUCUCCUGAAGUAUCUGCUUGGAAAGGUGGGGUACGGAGGAGAAACAAGGAAUAUAUAUAUACAAGGAAGACAGUAUAUAUACGAGAAAGACACGGAUGCUUCAGUACCACAUUGUGUCAGACGAUGGCGCUGUACUGCAAUUUUUAUACUGACAACAGAUUUUUUUUAAUAUAUAUUUUUAUUUUGUAAAAAUAAAAACCAUUUUAGGA